This is a messenger RNA of Boeremia exigua, 3141 nucleotides long. Its product is annotated as armadillo-type protein. Bases 1 to 3141 code for a protein of 1046 amino acids. The transcript is spliced from 8 exons. Gene Ontology annotation, molecular function: small GTPase binding. The record is from RefSeq and is a predicted model, not a curated record. Gene Ontology annotation, biological process: protein import into nucleus. Lineage: Eukaryota; Fungi; Ascomycota; Dothideomycetes; Pleosporales; Didymellaceae. Gene Ontology annotation, cellular component: nuclear envelope; cytosol.
AUGGACGCCGCGGGCCUUCGUGACCGCAUCCAGGCCACGCUCGACCCGAAUGCUGCCAUCCGCCAGCAAGCUGAGCUCGACCUCAAGCAUGCCGAGGAGCAGCCAGGCUUCACCGACGGCCUGCUGAACGUGUUGCAGCAGGAGCAGGAGCCCGCCAUUCGGUUGUCGACUGUCGUAUAUCUCAAGAACCGCGUCUCCAAGGGCUGGUCGCCCGCCGAGGAGUACAGCCAGGCCAAGCCCAUCCCCGAGGAGGAGAAGGCCUCCUUCCGCGACCGCCUCGUGCCCGUCCUCGUCGCCUCGCCGCCGCAAAUCCGCCUGCAGCUCAUCCCCACCCUGCAGAAGAUCCUGGCCUACGACUUUCCCUCGAAAUGGCCCAACUUCCUCGACAUCACCAUCCAGCUGCUGAACGCCGGCGACAUCGCCUCCGUCUUUGCUGGCGUGCAGUGUCUGCUGGCCAUCUGCAAGAUCUACAGAUUCAAGUCGGGCGAGAACCGCGCGGACUUCGACAAGAUUGUCGCCAUGUCGUUCCCACAGCUGCUCAACAUCGGCAACUCGCUGGCCGGCGAGACGAGCCUGGAGGCUGGCGAGAUUCUCCGCACAGUGCUGAAGGUGUACAAGCACGCGAUCUAUUUUGACCUGCCCGCCUCUCUGCGCGAACAGCAGACCAUGGUUGGGUGGUUAACUCUGUUCCUGACCGUCGUCGGCAAGGAGCCUCCGGAGACAUCCAUGGUCGAGGAUCUCGACGAACGCGAGGUCAACCACUGGUGGAAGGCGAAGAAGUGGUCAUACGCAAAUCUGAACCGUCUCUACGUCAGGUACGGGAACCCAUCAGCGUUGGGCAAGAACAACGAGGUCGAUUAUACCGAGGUCGCCAAGAACUUCAUCGCCAACUUCGCCCCCGAGAUCCUCAAAGUCUAUCUCCAGCAGAUCGAGAAGUGGGUCGGCAAGCAGGUCUGGCUAUCGAAGGCUAGUCUGUACUACACUUUGAAUUUCUUGGACGAGUGCAUCAAGCCCAAGUCCAUGUGGACUCUGCUCAAGCCGCACACCGACAACCUCAUCUCGCAUCUGAUCUUCCCGGUCUUGUGCCAAUCAGACGAGGAUAUUGAGCUGUUCGAUGAGGAGCCGCAGGAGUACCUCCACCGAAAGUUGAAUUUCUACGAGGACGUCACAGCUCCUGAUGUUGCUGCCACAAACUUCCUUGUCACACUCACCAAGAGCCGGAGGAAGCAGACUUUCACCAUUUUGGCCUACAUUAACGAGGUUGUGAACCGUUACGAGGCUGCACCGGAUGGCGAGAAGAACCCGAGAGAGAAGGAAGGUGCGCUGCGCAUGAUCGGAACGCUUUCUGGUGUUAUCCUGGGCAAGAAGAGCCCGAUCGCCGACCAGGUCGAGUACUUCUUCGUGCGCCACGUCUUCCCCGAAUUCCGCAGCUCCCAUGGCUUCCUCCGCGCUCGCGCCUGCGAUACCCUCGAGAAGUUUGAGCAGCUGGAUUUCAAGGACCCCAACAACCUCAUCAUUAUCUACCGUAACAUCCUCGAAUCUAUGGCCGACCCUUGCCUUCCUGUGCGAGUGGCUGCUGCGCUGGCUCUUCAGCCCCUCAUCCGCCAUGAUGUUAUCCGAACCAACAUGAAGACCAACAUCCCCCAGGUUAUGCAGCAGCUCCUCAAGUUGGCCAACGAGGUCGAUGUGGACGCCCUAGCGAACGUCAUGGAGGACUUCGUCGAAGUCUUCGCGCCAGAACUCACUCCGUUCGCCGUUGCGCUUAGUGAGCAGCUUCGCGACACUUACCUCCGCAUCGUCCGCGAGCUCGUGUCUAGAAAUCAAGAGAAGGGUGACGAUAGCGAGUACGGCGACUUUUUGGACGAGAAGAGCAUCACAGCGCUUGGUGUACUUCAAACCAUUGGAACCCUGAUCCUCACGCUAGAGAGCACACCGGACGUCCUCUUACACCUCGAGACUAUUCUCAUGCCUGUGAUCACAAUCACGCUCGAGAACAAGCUCUACGAUUUGUACAACGAGGUCUUCGAGAUCAUUGACAGCUGCACAUUUGCUGCCAAGAGCAUCUCCCCGACCAUGUGGCAAGCUUUCGAGCUCAUCCACAGGACGUUCAAGGCUGGUGCUGAGCUGUACCUUGAAGACAUGUUGCCUGCUCUGGAGAACUUCGUUAACUACGGAACCGAGACUCUUGUGCAGAACCGGGCUUACCUUGACGCCAUGGUCGAUAUGGUUCGCACCAUCUUCAAAGACGACAAGGUCGGAGGCGUCGACCGUAUCUGCGGUUGCAAGCUCGCCGAGAUCAUUAUGCUCAACAUGCGCGGACACGUCGACGAUUACGUUCCAGAGUUCCUUUCGCUUGCUAUGCAAGUCCUGACUAACGACGAGCCCAAGGUUAAGUCUCUCCGCAUCCACCUCAUGGAGGUCAUCAUCAACAGCAUGUACUACAACCCUGCUCUUGCGCUCCAUGUGCUCGAGGCAAACGGCUGGACAAACAAAUUCUUCAGCCUGUGGUUCUCCAGCAUCGACAACUUCACAAGAGUUCAUGAUAAGAAGCUGUGUAUUUCGGCUAUCUGCGCACUUCUGACAAUGAAUGCGCAGAACGUGCCUGUGAGCGUUCAGCAAGGUUGGCCUCGUCUGCUACAGGGUGUUGUGCGACUGUUCCAGACCCUACCUGCUGCUCUGAAGAACCGCGAGGAAGCAAAGAGAGAAGACAACUUCGACUUUGCGAAUGAGUACGAGGAUGACGAGGAAGACGAAGAAUGGGAACAGGAGGCUGACUGGAAUAAUGAAGCUGAUGAAGAGGAGAUCAAGGAUGAGAGUGCCGCUUACCUUGAGUUCCUGAACGAAGAGGCCCAGAAGUUUGGCAGCGUUGAUGAUGACGACGAUGAUGAUGAACUCGAGGAAGAGAGCCUUCUCGAAACUCCUCUCGACAAGGUCGAGCCAUAUGGCAUGUUCAAGCAAGCACUGCUCCAGCUUCAACAAGAGCAGCCCGCGCUGUAUGAGAACCUUACCAAGAACCUCAACGCUGAAGAGCAGCAAGUUGUUCAAGGCGCUGUCCACCAGGCCGAUGUCAUCGUACAGGCCCAGGCUCAGGCUCUUGCUGCCGCUGUCGCUGCCAAUGGCGCCACGAUUCCCCAGCAGUAG